AUGGAACAAAGUGGUCUUCUGAGUAACCUACACCUAACUCAAGCUUUAAACUUCUGUGAGCUUCAUGGCUUCUUUGUCCAGGAAAACAUCCAAGGAGAUAUUACCUUUUUCUUAGAUGAUGACUUUCCUGUUCUAGAUCCUCCUGAAUGUGAUUACUCUAUGUGCAUGUUACAUCCAGAUUGGCAGGAUGAUCUGAUGUGUUACUACGAAGAAGAUGAAGGAUUUCUGUAUUGUUCAUGGUUAAUGCUCCCCCAGACAUCUGUGUUUACUGUGGUUUUCAAAUGGAAUAGAAUUUGUGAAAUGUUGGUAACGACCUUAUCAUCUAUUGAAAGAAGUCGGCAAUAUUUUCAUCCAAAAGCAAAUUUGACUGUAUGGGUAGCCAGCAGUUAUUCCAACGAGAGCUGCAUUACAACAAAGAAAAUGUCUUUUAUACCCAACAAAACAAAGAAAUGUCCUUCACCUUCUGUGAUAAGAGCAUAUCAGCUGUUCAAUAAAAUAAUAAUUGCAUGGAAAUCACCAAGCAACAUACUACAAUAUGAGUUACAAUUUAAGGAAGCAACACAAGCAAACUCAAACUGGACAUUGGUUCCUAUUGUGAAUGGGGCCUUUAAUGCAACUGUCUCCAGUGUAAAAUCAUCAUCAUCUUAUGUUGCUAGGCUCAGAUGCCUUCCCAAGAGUGAAAGUUGUUCUAUUUGUGUUUGGAGUGAACAGAUUUCUAUCCCACAUAAGCUUACUGAAAAACCAACCAUUUUGGAAAACACAGUUAAAGAGAUCUCACAAGGAAAGAUAAGUGUCUUCCUUAAAUGGAAGGUUUUUCUAAUAACCAUGCUACUUCCAGUGGUUGUAGGAAGCUCAGUAUCAACCGACAAAGAGAUCCAGCCCUAUGACACUUUUCUCCAGGGCUUGUGUGACCAAAAGGCUCAUUUACCUGGCCAGAUCAAUGUCUCAAAUCAUCAAAAUCGUAGUGUUAUCUCUUGGGAUCUAAAAUAUACACCAAAUUACAUUGUGAUUGACUGGGGAACAGGAAUUGAAGACAUGGACUUGGAAAUAAUAUCUGGACGUAUGAAAAAGAAGACACUAGGUCAUCUCCAACCAUAUAAGUUAUAUAAAGUAAUGUUGCAUGCAUUUUAUGGUCGGUGUGAGGACUUCAUGAAGUAUGAACGGACAUUUGGCAUGGCAUACUUCUAUGCAGUGGAAGGAGUUCCCAGGACAGGACCUACUAACGUGACAAUUCUAGCUGUCACGAAGCAUUCAGCUCUUGUGAAAUGGACUGAAAUACCUGCAGAAGAGUGCUUAGGAUUCCUUCAAGCUUACCAAAUAUCCUACGCAGAAAUCCUGGAAAAUGUCUCUUCAACUGUCAUUGUCAAAUCUUCAGCUAAGCAGUAUCUCCUAACAGAACUUAAGGCAAAAACUGUUUACAGAGUACACAUCUCAGGAGUCACAAGUAAGGGAGAAGGAGCUCAAAGCCGGCCGCGACACUUUACUACACUGAAAUAUGAUGAAGGGGAAUUUGAAAGAAUUCUUGCUGGCCUCUGUCUUGGCAUCAUACUCACCAUGCUCUUUGUUGUCAUGGUUUAUUCCUUAGUAUUUAAAAGAUCUAGAAAAGUGUGCUGGCCAGUUGUACCAAAUCCCAGAUAUAGCAGUGCUACGCAGAAUAUGGAAGGAACCUUUCCAGUGGCUCUCCUUGGACCUGGCUUGCAGCAGUUGGUUUCAUCUCAACCAUGUAAUGGAGAGAAGAUAAUCUAUGUGGAAGAAAGCCAUUCACUUAUAAGACAUGGUUCCCCUUCAAUGUACAAGGCCACAAGGAAAGGUUCUGCAAAACAUUUUGAAGUGGUUGGAAUGGAAAAACUAGAUGCUAAUCUUAUUCCUUUGAAAAAAACAGAUGAAAUUAAUAUCAGCAAAAAAGGAAAAGGUACCAUUCACUGUGAUUAUGUUGGCUUGGAUGUCAGUCACAGAGCUAUGCAGUUUUCAAAAGUAAUCCACCAUUUACCCAGUAAUCCAGGAAGAGGAACAGAACCAGCAGCAUAUUCUCCUCAAAGUUUGGUGAAGCCAAGUCAAGAGGUGAUGAGGCCAGAAAAACCAUCCCCAGAAAACAGGUUAAAGUUGGAUCAGAACCUUCUUAGUUGAUCAGUUAAAUGCAAGUAGCCACUUGCAUAGACUUACCAAGAAAUUUCAGGUAUCUCUAUCUGCUUUACUAUGAAUCAAUACAAAUGUACCCAUAUACCAGGAAAAUGCAAUUUCCCUAGCAAAUAAUGAUAACCAACUUUCAAGCAUUCCUUCAAGAAGUGAAUAAAAAUGU
Molecule: messenger RNA, 2299 nt
Organism: Sceloporus undulatus (fence lizard)
Lineage: Eukaryota; Metazoa; Chordata; Lepidosauria; Squamata; Phrynosomatidae
Product: interleukin-6 receptor subunit beta-like
Exons: 16
Coding region: 1-2127 (708 amino acids)
Biological process (GO): immunoglobulin mediated immune response; cytokine-mediated signaling pathway
Cellular component (GO): external side of plasma membrane
Molecular function (GO): cytokine receptor activity; protein binding
Source: RefSeq, a predicted model, not a curated record